CGUACUUUGGCUUCGUCUAUCAACUAGUUCACUAUUCACUAUCAAUCAUUCUCCUUCUAUUCCAUCUUUUUCAAGAGCAAAUAAAUAUGGGCAAAGUAUUGAGCGAAAUAACGGCUCGCGAGGAAGCCUUCAUCGCCAAGCAGAAAGUGUUUUUCGUGGCGACGGCUCCGCUUUCCGCAGAGCACUGCGUUUCCGUGAGUCCCAAGGCUCCGGGAACUUCGUGCGUAGUCCUGAGUCCACACGCCGUGGCUUACGCGGAUCUCACCGGCAGCGGCUCAGAAACGGCCGCGCAUGUCUUGCAAAAUGGGCGCAUGACUCUUUUGUUUUGCAACCUGGAACAUGGUGCACCCAAAAUCCUGCGUCUGCAUGGCAAAGCCGAGGUCAUCCUGGCCGACAGCGCUUCCAACGAUUGGCGUGAAAAAUUUCCGGAGUCUAUAACAACACACAUUGGUUUUCGUGCGAUUUACAAGCUCAACGUAAAGCGGAUAUCGACAUCGUGCGGGUUUAGCUUGCCGGUUUUAGAGUUUCAAAAGUACCGAACAACGCUUGAUGAAAUUACCGAAAAAGAAGGACCCGACGGCAUUUUUGACUACUGUACCAAAAAGAAUUCCUUCUCCAUUGAUGGAUUGCCUUCCUUGGCAUUGCUUAGGAAAAAAGCGCCCAAUGUCAAAAUCGUCAAAGAAGAAGGAUAUUACUUUGGAAAUGUCAUCCAUGGUGAAUCUGGACCGAGUCCAAGUGCCCAUAUUGACUACGCCGCCCAAAUCCAACCUUUCAAAAAAGACCCAGCAACUGGCACCAUGGUCCUUCGUAGGAUGGACGCUUUGUUUCUUGGGCUCUCCAUUUUGGUUUUGGGUGUUGCGAUCGGCGUAAUGCUUGAACGAUGAUAACAAACGUAAAGGCGUUAUUGGCGUCAUCCAAAAGACCAAUAGGGAAUAUUAGUGGAAGCGGAAGGCUGAGACAAUUUACUGGGGUCAGAAGAAGAGCCAAUUCAGAUAGGAAUAUGGCCGUACAACAAUUUAGUGUGCAUCAUUGUGAAGCUCCUAUUUGGUUUUUACAUUGGAGACAAUAAACAUUCAUUUGUGAAGCGGCAAGGUCGUCCGCACUGUUCAACUCUCUUCCUCUAAUGGCCAGUCG
Messenger RNA from Phaeodactylum tricornutum CCAP 1055/1, 1134 nucleotides. RefSeq lists its product with no specific name. The coding region runs from base 87 to 884 and encodes 265 amino acids. The transcript has a single exon. Lineage: Eukaryota; Bacillariophyta; Bacillariophyceae; Surirellales; Neidiaceae. The record is from RefSeq and is a predicted model, not a curated record.